Messenger RNA from Sodiomyces alkalinus F11, 2817 nucleotides. Its product is annotated as family 5 glycoside hydrolase. Lineage: Eukaryota; Fungi; Ascomycota; Sordariomycetes; Glomerellales; Plectosphaerellaceae. The record is from RefSeq and is a predicted model, not a curated record. The transcript has 3 exons. Bases 349 to 2664 code for a protein of 771 amino acids. Gene Ontology annotation, molecular function: steryl-beta-glucosidase activity. Gene Ontology annotation, biological process: carbohydrate metabolic process; ergosteryl 3-beta-D-glucoside catabolic process.
AGGUAAUCCAGACCUCAUUCCUUCUUUAUCAUAGGUACUCUGUACACUAGGAUUCAUUCCAGAAAUUGGGUCCACCCAAGAUCUCGGACUUUCCUAGGGGCCCGAUCUUGGCGCCAGGGGAUUCACUGUCUGUCACUCGGAGGACCCUGGACGUCAUCACCCUGUUCACUGUUCAUCUUGGUCAGCUCGAAGGCCAGUGGAUUGUUGAAGCAAAGUCCCUGAGUUCCAUCAUUACGACAACCUCCCAUCUCGCAUUUUCUUCACACCUGCCUACUCGACUAUUCCAUUCAUCCGUCUUUGCAUAUUCUUGACGCUUCCUGUGGGCACUGUGCCACUGACGCCUUAGCUAUGCCUCAAUUUAGAUUAACCAUAGAGGAUGGUCGAUUCCGCGAUGCAAGCGGGCGAACCGUCGUCCUUCGGGGCAUCAACGUCGCUGGCGACGCCAAACUACCCAGCAAACCAAACCUACCUUCUCAUGAAUUAGAGAACUUCCUCGACGGCGAUAAUGUCUCCUUCCACGGUAGGCCGUUUCCCAAGGAGGAUGCCCACACCCACUUCUCUCGCCUACGUCGCUGGGGCUUCAACACCAUCCGCUACGUCUUCACAUGGGAGGCCAUCGAGGCUGCCGGUCCUGGUCGCUACGACGAGACCUUCAUACAGAAUACGAUCGAGAUACUCAGGGUGGCUAAGCGAUAUGGCUUCUAUGUGAUCAUGGAUCCCCAUCAGGACGUGUGGUCUAGGUUUACGGGAGGAUCAGGAGCACCCAUGUGGACCGUCUACGCCUGUGGCCUUAACCCUCAAAGUUUCGCCGCGACCGAAGCUGCCCUCGUGCACAAUACGUAUCCGAACCCCGACGAGUUCCCCAAAAUGAUCUGGGCCUCCAACUACUGGCGUCUUGCCACAUCCACCAUCUUCACCAUGUUCUUCAGCGGCCGCGCCAUGACGCCCAAGUGCAUCAUCAACGGCGUCAAUAUUCAGGACUUUUUGCAGGGCCAUUUCAUCGCAGCCGUCGCUCACAUGGCUAGGCGGAUACACGAGGCCAGCGGUCUCGAGAACGACGUGGUCAUCGGCUGGGAGAGCAUGAACGAGCCGAAUCGCGGAAUGACGGGGUGCAAGGACCUGGAAAAGCUGGCCCCAGAACAGAACAUGAAGAAGGGUACCGCACCGACGUUUUGGCAGUGUAUCCUGACCGGGUCAGGCCGAGCGUGCGAAAUCGACACGUAUGAUAUUGGUCAGUUGGGUCCGUACAAGACCGGAAGCGCCUUGGUUGACCCCCAUGGCGAGUCGGCAUGGCUUCCCAAGGACUACGACGACUCGCGGUACGGCUGGACUCGAGAUGAGGGAUGGAAGCUGGGCGAGUGCAUCUGGGCGCAACACGGCGUCUGGGACGCGACCACCGACACGCUGCUCCGCAAGGACUUCUUCAGGUACGACCCCGAGACGGGGAAGGAAUGGGACUACCCCGAGUGGACGCGGACCUACUUCAUGAACCACUUUCGGAACUACAAGCAAGCUCUCCGUGCCAUCCACAAGGACUGCAUCAUGGUCAUGCAGUAUCCGACGCUCGAGCUUCCCCCUCUUAUCAAGGGCACGGAGGACGACGACCCGAAUAUGGCCUUCUCGCCGCAUUGGUAUGACGGCAUCACGCUCAUGACCAAGAAAUGGAACAGGCUGUGGAAUGUCGACGUCGUGGGCUACCUACGCGGCCGGUACUGGAGCCCGGCCUUCGCGGUCAAAGUGGGGGAGAACGCCAUUCGCAACUGCUUCCGAGACCAGCAAGCCUCCUUGGAUAGGGAGGGCAAAGAGCGCACGGGGAAUCAUCCCUGCGUGAUGACGGAGUUUGGCAUUCCUUUCGACAUGGACGACAAGCACGCCUAUAAGACGGGUGACUACAGUAGCCAAUCGGCUGCACUGGAUGCCAACUUUUAUGCUGCCGAAGCAUCUGGCAUGGAAGGCUACUGCCUAUGGCUCUACAUGGUAACGAACGACCAUGAACGUGGUGAUCAAUGGAACGGCGAGGAUCUUUCCAUCAUCUCGCUGGACGAUAACUUACUCCCAGAGUCGGCUGUCCCUGCGAAUAUGGACCUCGACCAGAGCGUGGAGUUCAAAAGAUCGCCCAGCUCUCGCAAUGUCCCCGACGACCUGACCGUCACGCCCGGGAACCUUCGGCGCACUCUGACCAACCCGUCGAUCACGCCCACGCCCACGCAGAAGGACCCGGAAAUCUCCAACACCCCGGGAUACCGGGCCGCCGAGGCGUACAUUCGUCCCACGGCGGUGACGGUGGCAGGCCGCGUGGUAGAGGGCUUCUUCGACUUGCGGAAAUGCGAGUACAAGCUGAAGCUCGAGGCGAAGGCGGCUCCCCCCGACGAUGCGCCGACGGUCGUGUUCCUGCCCGAGUACCACUUCCCGAAGGAUGACUGCACCGUCGAGGUAUCAUCUGGAAAAUGGGAGCUGAGCGUGGAUGAGGAGCAGGAGGAGGAGGAGGAGGAGGCGCCCGACUGCCCUCCGUUGCAGAGGCUGAAGUGGUGGCAUGGGGAAGGCGAGCAGACUUUGAAGGUGAAUGGCUUGGUGCGGACGCAUGCUAUCCCGGAGAGCUCGGCGGAAGAUGCUGGGUAUUUGGAGCAAUGCCGACAGCAGUACGGGGCCUGCAACCUCAUGUGAAUUUCCUUGGCAUUAGGCAGGACUUUAGUUGAAGCCAGCAACCCCCCCCCCUUUUUUUUUCCUUUCCUCUUCCUCGUCUUCUCCCUUUUUCUUGGUAGAGUCUGCAUUGGGUAUUGUCUUUCUCGUUUCACUGCAUGUAAUCUUUCUUGUCAA